CAAUCUAAUACAUUAUUAGAAAUGGAUUCUAAUGAUAAUAUCACUCUAGACAAUAUAGAUAAAUCAAAUUCUUUGAAGAAGAAAAAAAUAGAUAAAAUAGAUGAACUUUUAGAUGAAGAUUUAAAAGAUGAAAUUAUGGAUACUAAAGGCUUUGAUAACUUUUUACAAGAUUG
Dentiscutata erythropus is the source of this 173-nucleotide messenger RNA. Lineage: Eukaryota; Fungi; Glomeromycota; Glomeromycetes; Diversisporales; Gigasporaceae. The record is from the annotation of a GenBank genome assembly.